This is a messenger RNA of Salvia miltiorrhiza (redroot sage), 1416 nucleotides long. RefSeq names its product mitochondrial adenine nucleotide transporter ADNT1-like. Gene Ontology annotation, biological process: transmembrane transport. Bases 180 to 1208 code for a protein of 342 amino acids. The record is from RefSeq and is a predicted model, not a curated record. Gene Ontology annotation, cellular component: mitochondrial inner membrane. The transcript is spliced from 8 exons. NCBI's taxonomy places the organism in Eukaryota, Viridiplantae, Streptophyta, Magnoliopsida, Lamiales, Lamiaceae.
UGGGAAUCAAUUCUUAGCUUCAUUCAUUUGUCACUGUUAACUCCAAAUUCGUCGUCCCGCGCUUUUGUCUCUUUCACCGGAGAAAUCGCAAUCACGGCGCCCGCUGUUCUCAGUUAUGGUUCCGGCGACAUUACUCUGAACUUCUACUUCUUUUCCGGUGGAUUGCCUACUUCACUUCUAUGGCUUCGGAGAAGAGCGCAGCAGUUUCAACCACCGAAACUCUCGCGGAGGAGUCAAAGCCUAAAACUCCGAGCCGCACUUUUCUUAGCAUUCUUAAAUCUCUCGUCGCAGGUGGCGUCGCCGGUGGAGUGUCACGCACUGCAGUUGCUCCCCUGGAACGGUUGAAAAUUUUGCUUCAGGUCCAAAAUCCACACAACAUAAAGUAUAAUGGCACAGUUCAGGGAUUGAAAUACAUAUGGAGAACAGAGGGUAUCAGGGGAUUGUACAAAGGAAAUGGCACUAAUUGUGCCCGUAUUGUUCCAAACUCAGCUGUCAAGUUCUUCAGUUAUGAGGAAGCAUCAAGGGGAAUAUUAUGGCUAUAUCGUCAGCAAACCGGGAAUGAGGAUGCUCAGCUCACUCCACUUCUACGUCUUGGAGCUGGAGCAUGUGCUGGAAUUAUUGCCAUGUCAGCAACUUACCCCAUGGACAUGAUACGAGGUCGGAUUACUGUCCAGACUGACAAAUCACACUAUAGAGGAAUUUUUCAUGGUCUUAGAACAGUUUCCGUGGAAGAAGGACCUCGUGCUUUAUAUAAAGGGUGGCUUCCUUCUGUUAUAGGAGUGGUACCCUAUGUAGGUCUCAAUUUUGCUGUAUAUGAAUCUUUGAAAGAUUGGUUGAUAAAAAACAAACCAUAUCGACUAGUAGAAGACUCUGAGUUGAGUGUGAUCACAAAGCUCGCGUGUGGCGCUGCUGCCGGAACUGUUGGACAGACAGUUGCAUACCCUCUUGAUGUCAUCCGUCGAAGAAUGCAGAUGGUGGGCUGGAAAGAUGCCGCCUCUGUAGUCACUGGGGAUGGGACGAGAGUGCCACUUGAAUAUACAGGAAUGGUAGAUGCAUUUAGGAAAACAGUUCGGUAUGAGGGAUUUGGGGCACUGUACAAAGGCUUGGGCCCAAACUCUGUCAAGGUGGUCCCUUCCAUAGCGAUUGCAUUUGUGACUUAUGAGGUGGUUAAGGACAUUCUUGGAGUAGAUAUGAGAAUAUCGGAUUAAAGGUGCUACCAUAUUUAUUGAACUUUCAUUUUAGAUAUGUUGGAAUAUUCUUCACUCAUGUAUAGGAAAUCGGGAAUCUUUGUAAGAUCCAACGCCUUACAUCGAUGGUCCGUCUCUUUACUCUAAUCUUUUCUUGGAUACAUCACAUGUAGCGACAAGCUGCUUAAUUUGCAACUGAUACUGAAAUAGAUGGCAAGAAUUCAUUGAA